GGAGGGUGCCAGUCAGCGCUCCGAAUCUUUCAGACCCUGUUCCCAUUUCCUGGGGGUAGGGCUGAGGUUAAAUGGCGACUGGGGGGGUGAACUGUAGGGCUAAAGAGAGGUCUGAGGACUCACGGGGCAGUGUAAGGUUUGGAGGUCCCCUGAGAAGGAUGCAGGGCUGACCCUCGGCAAAGGGGAACAAGUUGUAGCUUCUAGGAGCUUGGGAGCACCUACUGCAAGGCUCAGGUUAGAGGGACAGGGUGGAUACACAGAUGGUGGCCACAGUGCAGCUCUGGUCAGGUGAAUUUGGCAUCCAGGUUUAAGUGAGCCCGGCGGGGAGCGUGGGGGUGGGACUAGAGGCUGAUCCAGAAUUCCUGCACUCUGAGUGGUCGCGUCAGAUCACGGUGGGGGUGAGUGUGCUAGGAUGUGGGGGUGCUGAACCCUAGGGCAGGGGAACAAGAAGAGUAAGCAGCAGAUGGGGCCCUCCACGGCACCCCAAGAAAGAGACAAAGUGUGUUGGGAGAGUGCCAGACUGGCUGUCCUUCCUCCUCCUGCUGGGAAGUACCAGCUGGGAAGGGCAAUUUUAUCACUUCACAUGCGAGGUUGUGCCAGGAGGCCAUGGAGGAGCCCGGCUAGGGCAUGGAGUGUGUGAAGGAGGGGACAGCAGCGGCACAAGGGCUCAUCUGGGCAGGGCUGGGGGAGGAGCUGGGCAGGUCCAGGAUAUGAGUAGAGCUGGGAGUUGAGAGCUUAGAGAAUGGGUAAGACGGUAGACAAGGGUUAGGCAAGGCUGCGGGAACUCCGUGGACUUGAAAAAUCAAUUCUCCAUCCUGGAUCUUGGGCCAGGGUCAGCCAGGGCGGUUGGGAUGGUGUCCUCAAGGUAACGAGACAGCUCUUGGUAUAGAGGGACCCGGUAGCUUUAGGGACAGCAUGGCUCCAGAUGUAUUAUGCUGUCUUAUUUUUUUUUAUUCUGCUCUUUAUUGAGGAGGAGUCUCUCUGCUCUUUUGGCUCUAGUCCCUACCAUGCUUUACUGCCCCUCAAGUACUCGCCAAUCUACUUGCCCGUAGUGGACACCAGAACUGUCUCAGAGACUCCAGAAGCACAUUUUGGAAGCUGCCAUCAUGUUCUGAGGCUGACCUCCACGGGGUUUUCUAGGGGGUUCUAGGGCGCCUGCUAUUUCUGUUUCCCCGGACACCCUUUGCCAUCCUAAGGAAGAAGCCUGGGUGUGAUUUUGCCAAACAUCCCUUGGUCUGUGCUUCAGGUGACCCUUUCAGAAUGGUAAUGCUGAACGGUCUUUCGCAGAGCUCCUCCCCACACUCUCCUCCAAAAGCAGGUCAUAGCCCCCCCCCAAUAUCUUCCUAGCUCCUUCCCCAACCUCAUAGAUAUGGGUGGUCAGCAGAGCAGGUGUACUGAUGGCGGUCAGGGGCCUGACUUUCUGGGACCCCUGUGUGUGUUCCCUUUGGAGCCCCUCUUUGGUCAGUGGCAACGGGCAGGUUGGAGAAGGCCACCUCUUAGGUGGCUUCUAGCGCCCACGUUCAGUUCUGCUUUAUUACUGUCUAAAGUCCAAGCCAGGCUCCAGCCCCUCUUCCUGGAACCUUCUUCUCAGCCAAGCCUCAGCCGGUGUCCUCCCACUGACCCCUAAAGCCCCCCAUCAGGGACCACAAGCGUCAGCCUCCACCUGCCGGUCCAGUCUUGCUACCUCCCCCAACCCAGGCUCCAGUAUAUAAAUCAGGCAAAUUCCCCAUCUGAGCAUGAACCUCUGAAAACGGCCGGCAUCUCAGGUCUCCUCCAAGGCCCUCUGGAGUCCAUUCCAUAAUGAAGGUCUUGGCAGCAGGAGUCAUGCCCCUGCUGCUGGUUCUGCACUGGAAACAUGGGGCAGGAAGCCCUCUUCCCAUCACCCCUGUCAAUGCCACCUGUGCCACACGCCACCCAUGUCACAGCAACGUCAUGAGCCAGAUCAGGAACCAACUGGCACAGCUCAAUGGCAGCGCCAAUGCCCUCUUCAUUCUCUAUUACACAGCCCAGGGGGAACCGUUCCCCAACAACCUGGACAAGUUGUGCGCUCCCAACGUGACGGACUUCCCGCCCUUCCACGCCAAUGGCACAGAGAAGGCCAAGCUGGUGGAGCUGUAUCGCAUCAUUGCCUACCUUGGUGCUGCCUUGGGCAACAUCACUCAGGACCAGAAGCUCCUGAACCCCAACGCGCUCAGCCUUCACAGCAAGCUCAGUGUCACCGCAGAUGUUAUGCGGGGGCUGCUCAGCAACAUACAGUGCCGUCUGUGCAACAAGUACCACGUGGCACAUGUGGACGUGGCCUAUGGCCCCGACACCUCAGAUAAGGAUGUCUUCCAGAAGAAGAAGCUGGGGUGUCAGCUCCUGGGGAAGUACAAGCAGGUCAUUGGCGUAGUGACUCAGGCCUUCUAGACAGGAGGCCUUGAAGAGUGUCGCGGACUGAGGGGUCUCAGAAGCAGGAUCCAAAUGUGGGGAUGGGAAGCAGGAUCCAAAAGAAUGGCUGGGGCCCAGGGCGUCAUUUAUCCCAAGUGGGGGCUGCUGGCAGGCCCCAGAGGGUUCCCAGCAUGUCAGGGCCUCUUUACAGCACUGACCAGAAGAGGUGCCCUUCCGGUAACCAGGGUGUCACACUGGGGAGGGAAGUGUAGGCAGCGUUUCUGCUCCCACUUGUCCCCUCAGUCCUUGCUCAAACCGCACAAGUUGUCUAUAGCAGCCCUGACAAAGGGCAAGACAGUGAGGGCCAGGGGGUCACUGGCCCCCAGUGGAGUGACUGCCAUUUGUGCCUUUGUUUUCUCUAGACUUUGGAAGGUUUAGUUGGGACAUGGGCAGGCCAGAGGGUCUGGAGUCCAGAACUCCUUGUCCCUUAAAAAAUUUAGUGGGUAGAAGAUAGAGAAGGGGUGGGACACUGUCUUCUUUCAAACAUGAUCAGAAAGCUUAGGCCCAGGUAUUGUUGGGUAGAUGGUUCCAGAAGGUCAUUGGUGUUUAGGCUCUUGGGGAGGCAGAGAGGCCACCUUCAAGCCUGGGAAGGAAGAUGCUGAAAGGAAGAGAGGCCCCCAAAGCCUUUGUUCUUCUUCCUUUUCUCUGCACUCUCUUUCUACAGCCUGGCAUGGCCAGGAUCUGGUGGCCGGAUCUAGAGCAGGGUACAUGGAGGUGGGUAGGGGCAGGUUGCAGAGACAGGUGAGGAGCUUCAGUGGGGACCCAAAAUCUUCCUCUUGGGGACAGGAAGGGCACAGGUAGUUCAGAGAGCAGCUCACAUUGGAGGCCUGUAGAGGCCCGGUGAAGUCACACAAAGGUACUUGAGGGGGACUAGAGCUCGUCUUGGGUCCCUAGAGCAAGGGGUCACAGAACUUGAGGUCAGGGUCUCAGAGAAGCCUGAGACCCAAGAGUGCUGUGUGUCUGGCCCAGCACGAUUAUCUAUUUAUUAUGAUGUCCUAUUUAUGUUAACUUAUUGGUGCUUUAAAUGGUGAAGUUAAUCCCUUCCCUGCUCUCUACCCAGCAGGGAACCAGAGCUGAGCCUCUUGGCGGGGCCUGGUGUGGAAGCUGACAUGUUACAAGUGGAAUUAGCCUUACGGGUGAAGCUCAGAGAAAGGUCAGGGUCUGAGAGAUCUGGCUGGCAUCCCUGUUCCCCUCCUUCUGGACUUGCUUUGGAGGUGUCAGGGACAGGCAGCCGGGGCUAGACCAGUUUGUGUGUGGGGGCUUUGUUUUCUUCUUGGCUCCAGGACGCUUUUUCCCACCGUGCUCUCUAGCACCCCCUGGAAUUGUGCUCUGAUGGCACCAUUCACCAUGGAAAUGAGUGGCCCUGGGGCAGGGGGCAAGGCUGCUCCCUUAUCUUCCUCAGUGAAGGGUCUUUGUCACACAUAGAGGGAGCCUGACCCAACACCCAGCACACUCCUGCGUGGUGGGCAAGCUCCUUGGGUGGCUUGAACACCCAUCAAGCGAGUGCGUGGGGUGUUGGGGCAGUACGUGGCCUGAGCAGCUGCCCCUGUGCUCUGGAGCAGGGAAAGUGAGACCUGAGAUGUUUGGGACGCAGACCAGGAAGCUGUGGUUCCUGCUCCCCCGCCUCCUUCCCACUCCCACUCAUGUCUGGGUUCCCAGGAAUGGAACCCGAUCUGCUCUCUUCCUAUAUGUUGGGGCCUGGUGAGCAGAGAAACACCCUCAGGUCUGGGAGCAAGAGAGGGAGGGAGGCGGCCCAGCUGGGGCAGCUGCUGAGAGCAGCAUUCUGGCUGCUUCUCAAGCCCUGAGCAGGCGGCAGUCCUAGCAGUCCAGCCCCAGGGUUAUGGUCCUGAUGACGGUCCUUAACACUCACUUUGCACCUUCUCUCUUAUUCUCUAAGCACUUUACCUGGAUGGGGGCGGGCAGCCAGUGGGCUGCCCCGAGGUCUGGGGUGGGGAAGGUUAGGAGCUGCGCGUCCCAGUGGGGUGGCUAAGCUGUGGUGUGUGUGGUAGAGGGGGCCACAGCUGCUGUGUCUUUUCCAAUGCAUUUUCAAUUUGGGUCACGUCCUUGUCCAGGAUCACAGCCUGCCACCCUCUUAUUUCUCUGUUCCUUUGGGCGUGGCUUGGGAAUGGCUGCACUUUCCAAGCUGAGCAGCAAGAAAGACAGCUUGUCUGGAAGCCAGGAUGGAGGAUUCUGUAGCCCGGGGCCAGCUCAACUUGCCAUCAUCCCAGCUCCCUGUGCACAUGGAUUCCCUGCGCUGGACCUACCUGGCAGCCUUGGAGGGCUCAAGAACCAAUAGAACUGCUCCUCCCUGCCUACACAAUCCCUGGCUCCUUGACACUCUCUGCCCAGCCUGGACUCUGCCUGAAGGACUCAAUCCUCAGUGUUCUUUCUAGAUCUAAUUUCAGCAGGUCAGCGCCCACUUUGCACAGUAUCACUGAAUUAUGGAGCCUUUGUGUGAGCAGCUUUGUGGGGAGUAAACUGUACAUUUCCGCGUUUUCACCUACUGGUAUUGACCCCCACCUGGCAUGAUGGGUCGUGUGCCUGGGCCAGAGAAUGAGGGGUGGGUCUCCUGCAGAGGAUGGGGUAGACAGUCAUUUUGCAGAAAGAAGUAUAGGGGCUCUUAUUUAUUAUUUAAAAAUUUAAACCACAAAAGCACUGCUAGUUUACUUGUCUGUCCUCAUCCUCCUCCUUAUCCCCAAACCUGAUUAAGUCGGUCCAGCCUGCUUUGCUGGGUCUCCAGAGCAGACUUAGCAAAUGGGGUUGGAGCCUCAGAAUCUAUGGAGGUAGCAAUUGCCUUUCCGACAGUACAGAUGUUCCCAUGUCAGAUUGAUCUCCAGCCCCCUACCUGGGCUGUAUCUCCCAUUCGCACUGCUAGCUCAGUGGGCCCACCGUGGAGCCUUAGAUGUUUCCCUCCUUCCUUUCCGCUGGAAAGGACUUGGCCUUGGGUGAUAAAUUCCUCUUUGAUGAAUGUACCCUGUGGGAAUGUUUCAUAAAGACAGAUUAUUUUAAUUUA
Molecule: messenger RNA, 5443 nt
Organism: Chinchilla lanigera (long-tailed chinchilla)
Lineage: Eukaryota; Metazoa; Chordata; Mammalia; Rodentia; Chinchillidae
Gene: Lif
Product: leukemia inhibitory factor
Exons: 4
Coding region: 1801-2409 (202 amino acids)
Biological process (GO): immune response
Cellular component (GO): extracellular region
Molecular function (GO): leukemia inhibitory factor receptor binding; cytokine activity
Source: RefSeq, a predicted model, not a curated record